Messenger RNA from Penicillium egyptiacum, 1032 nucleotides. NCBI's taxonomy places the organism in Eukaryota, Fungi, Ascomycota, Eurotiomycetes, Eurotiales, Aspergillaceae. The record is from the annotation of a GenBank genome assembly.
AUGGGGACACGAUUUAAAGGUGACACCAAAGACCCGGCGGUCAAUGUCACAAAUUGGGUCCUUCUGGUCACAAUCAUUUUUAGUGUCUCUGCUCGAUUGGGAACUAAAAUUCGACUAUUCAAAAAGCUCACUGCGGAUGAUCUCCUGAUCAUUGCGUCUCUAGCCUUCGGCAUCGGUCAGAGUAUUGUCGUUUCGCUGGCAGUUGGGUCUGGCUAUGGAAAGCAUUCUACAGAUGUCUCCAGCCCCGAUAUGGACCAGGUGAUGAAAAACCUUUUUGCAGGGUCUCUUCUGUACCUCCUAAGCCUCACGUUCUCGAAGCUAUCUCUGGUCGUGUUUAUCCGGAGUCUUACACCAUCCACCAAAGAUAAAUGGCUCGCCCGAGGCGUCGAAGCCAUUGUAUAUGCCUGGGCAGUUGUUACGAUCUUUGGGACUGCAUUCCAAUGUUCUCUGCCCCAUACCUGGGACUUCCAGAACGGCAAAUGCUUUAACCUGUUAACUUGGCGCUACUUCAUCGCUAUCUCCAACAUCGUGACCGACCUCCUGAUUGUGGCUCAGGCGAUGGUCCUGGUUUCUAGCGUCCAAACGACGCUAGGGCGCCGCCUGGUCUUUGCAGGUAUCUUCUUGCCUCGGCUCUUUGUGACGAUCGCAACAAUUGGCGAGAUCGCCUUUAUUAAGAAAGGCACGAGAACGAACGACGCAACAUUUCAGAUGUGUGAAAUCACCAUUUUCGAAGUGAUUAUUCAGUGCCUCAGUAUUGUGACAGCCUGUUGGGGACAACUGAACCCCUUCCUGUCCUGGAUGCGAUCGAACGGACUCAAGCUCGAUGGCGUGGAAGACCCGACUUCUUGGAGCUACAAGAUGCGCUCGCAAUCACAGGGGCGAUCCAAGUCGCGGGAGCGCGAGAACAGGUUCGAGAACCACGAAAGCUUCCCUUUGCCGAUGCGACGAGAUCAAAUUUUGGUCACGCACGAUUGGGAGGUCGACAGUCAGUCGAGCCAGACGCACAUAAUGGAGUCGCAGACACACCACUAG